Seriola dumerili (greater amberjack) is the source of this 1316-nucleotide messenger RNA. RefSeq names its product tumor necrosis factor receptor superfamily member 5-like. The coding region runs from base 8 to 580 and encodes 190 amino acids. Lineage: Eukaryota; Metazoa; Chordata; Actinopteri; Carangiformes; Carangidae. Gene Ontology annotation, molecular function: protein binding. Gene Ontology annotation, cellular component: external side of plasma membrane. Gene Ontology annotation, biological process: positive regulation of T cell migration; negative regulation of alpha-beta T cell proliferation; defense response to Gram-positive bacterium. The record is from RefSeq and is a predicted model, not a curated record. The transcript is spliced from 6 exons.
AACGAGGAUGAUAAAAAACAUAUGUUUGCUCUUUACAGGUACAGUUGUUCGAAGAGACUGUACACCACAGUCAGGCACACGUUGCAGCCUCUGUAACAAUGGGACUUUCAUGAAUCAACCCAAUGGCCUGAAUAAGUGUUUCCCCUGCACCUCCUGUGUCCCAGCUCAUGGUGUCUUUGCCCAGCAGAAGUGUACGGUAACAACCGACACAGUUUGUGAUGUUUUAAGUGGGUAUUUCUGCAGGAGUCUGGCCAACGAUACAGGAUGUAGUUUGGCAGAGAAACACACACACUGUGCACCUGGUCAGAGGAUAAAAGAACCUGGAACCAGCAGAACUGAUACAGUGUGUGAAGACUGUCAGCCAGGCUAUUUUUCACAGGAUGGUGUGAACUGCACAGCGUGGACAAUUUGCUCAGAAACCCGGGUGAAGGUCAAAGAAGGAGGCCCGAGUAACGAUGUCGUCUGCGGCGCUGCAUCAAGAAAUCAUUCCUUUUUGUUUACACCUCUUUUAUUGUGUUUGUCAGAAACACUUGUUCGGCUUGUGACCAGAGAUUGGUGUUUUCUUUGCUACCCUACAUAAUAUUUCUAUGAUUAUUUUCUGGACUGUUUCCUUUGAAUACCUUACUUUCAUUUAUUUCAUUUCUACUUUUAUUUUUGGUUUUAUUCUCUUCCAAACAUCUUCUCACUUUUAGCAUUUUAUAAUUUUAUAUUCACUACUUUGCCUUUUUUAUGUGAUUUUUAAUAUCUUACUUUUCAUUUAUGGUUUGAUUCACCAGAAUAUAUGUCCAGUGCUUUAAUAUGUAAUAUUUUAUUAUUUUGUCUUUAUUGUUCUAUGUUUAUCUUAGCUUUGCUAUUCUGUAAAGCAUUUUGUGUUACAUUGUAUUUAUGAAUAGUGCUACACAAAUCGAUUUCUAAUGUCUGCCUCUACAUAACUAGAUUUGAAUUUCAGACGGACAAAUAACAACUGAUGAAUUACAGGCAUUUUUUCCUUUAAUCCCGAACAGUUCAACCUCUGCAGUGACAAUUUGUCCAUAAUCAAAAUCAAAUGUGAAACAAAAGGGUCAAAAGGUCACUGAUGCAACAUGGGAAUGUAUUGUAUAUACUGUGCAGAGGUUUGGGGCAAUACUUAUAAAUGUACAAUACAAUCUCUAUCCAUACUGCAGAAAAGAGCCAUAAGAAUAAUUCAUAAUACCGGCUAUAGAGAUCACACAAAUUCACUAUUCUUAAAAUCAAAAAUAUUAAAAUUCACUGACCUGGUUCAUUUCCAAACAGCACAAAUUAUGUACAAAGCAAUAAACAAUCUACUUCCUGGAAAU